AUGUCGCAACCCGCCGGCAACCCCAACAAUGCCGACCACGAGACCGCCAAUGCCACAAGCCAUACCAUAGCCUCCAAGGCCGUGGCGCGAGCUCACGGCAUGCUCGUCUACAGCCAACGCCAGGUCGACCGCGUCGUGUCCCCGUCCACGCGCCAGAGAGCCAUGGAUUCGACCACAGACUACGCCGCCAAGCGACCACUGCUCUCGCUCUUCAUCGCGAUCCAGAUCCUCUCAGCUCUCGUCCCAGCGCUCCUCUUCACAACCUUCAUCACCAACACGCUUCUCGUGGCAUUACUCUCAGCCCUCGCAUUCACGCUCUUCUGGACGCUGGUCGCCCUCUUCGUCCUGAUUCCUACACUUCUCAUAACAUGCGGUUUCGCAAUCCUGCUCUGGGUAUGGGCAGUAGGCAGCUACAUCUUCUUCCGCGCUAUCUACAGCCGUCUCCCGCCUUCUUUGCAGGAGCGCUUUCAGUCAUUCUUGAACUUCAAUUCCUCUGGCGACGACGAGAAUGAGAAGAAGCGCGUCAUCUUCCACCACAAGGACUACGACCUCGACGAGGCCGUUGCCGCCGAGGUCGCCGAGGCUAGGGCGUAG
Molecule: messenger RNA, 594 nt
Organism: Xylaria bambusicola
Lineage: Eukaryota; Fungi; Ascomycota; Sordariomycetes; Xylariales; Xylariaceae
Exons: 2
Coding region: 1-594 (197 amino acids)
Source: RefSeq, a predicted model, not a curated record